AUGGCGCCCCACGAGUGCACUCCUUCCUGCAUCGUGUGCGGCGGCGGUUAUCUUACGUGCUCGCAAGACUGCAAAGCCAAAUUGCCACGGCUGCAACAACCAGGCAACCCGACCGGUCAACGAACCCAAACUCGGACUGCAGUGCCCUCGGGUCCUGUCACCACUCCAAAAGUUCCCACGCCUAGCAACAAGAUGACGAAAGGCACAACCGGACCAGCGCCACCGGCGGGCACCUUGCCUGGACGUGCCCCCAAGUCUUCUCAGUCAACUAACAAGAAGGCAUCACGGAAUCCAGACGCCCCUACGUUCCAAGACCGGGAUCUACCGGCUCUCGAGGGCGUGUCGUCUGGCGCACCAAAGAAUACGUCUCAGUCCAAAGUAGGCAGCCGAGACAGGCCUCCUCCACCUCCACGCACUCCCCUGCCUUCUCCCCCACCAAAGCUUCAUCCUCCUCCCCCCCCCCCCCCUAAUUCUGACGUCGCGGACCUCCGCCGCGAGCUCGAGACUCUCCGGGCACAAAAUGCUCAACUGAACGCCAAAAUUCACGAGCUAGAAACGGCGCGGUCCUCCCCGCCCCCGGCCCAGGUAGCUCCGGAACCGAUGCAAGUGGUGCCGGCGGACCGGACACCCUCUAGCUUUCACGUGCGUUUCACCGCCUUCGAAGACGCCCUUGCCGAGUUAUCUACUCGGAUGUCAAAUUUUGGCCAAAUCCAAGACAACCAUCUCAGGGCAAUCACAGGCAUGGUUACGGCCGCCGUGACGGCCAACAUUAAGAUGUGCCUAGAGUCAAACCCCCGGCUUCUCCGCUGA
Messenger RNA from Dermacentor silvarum, 810 nucleotides. RefSeq lists its product as uncharacterized. NCBI's taxonomy places the organism in Eukaryota, Metazoa, Arthropoda, Arachnida, Ixodida, Ixodidae. The transcript has a single exon. The coding region runs from base 1 to 810 and encodes 269 amino acids. The record is from RefSeq and is a predicted model, not a curated record.